CUGCAGCGGGACCAGGCUGGAGCCAGGAACCUGGAACUUAAUCUGUGUCUCCCACAGAAAUGGCAGGGACUUUCUGUCUUCCAGGAUGCAGAGCAAUCAGUCGCAGCUGCAUCAGAGGCAGACCAGCCAGGGAUUGAACCAGACACCCCAGCAGGCACCCCAAGUCACAUUUUACCUGCUACACCAAUGCCUGCCCUUGGUGACUGAAGUUUAACACAUAGUCAGUCUCACCUUGUUAGCUCAUGGACCCUGAAUGAAAGCUGCAUACAUAUGGCUGUUAAACUUCUCUGAUUGAGAUUUUGUUUGUUUGAGUCGGCUGUGCCCACGUAAUGAAUGUGAUCCAGUGACUGGACAAAGAGCCCUGAACAGCAAAAAACAAACAAAACAAAGUAAAUCCAUGUGUGUUUGAGAAGCCCCGCCCAGCACCCUGAUGGCCAGCAACAACACUGCCAGCAUAGCACAAGCCAGGAAGCUGGUAGAGCAGCUGAAGAUGGAAGCCAACAUCGACAGGAUAAAGGUCUCCAAGGCAGCCGCGGACCUGAUGGCCUACUGCGAAGCCCACGCCAAGGAGGACCCCCUGCUAACCCCCGUGCCGGCAUCGGAAAACCCCUUCCGGGAGAAGAAGUUCUUCUGCGCCAUCCUUUAGGUCUUCCGGAGGUUGCGGCUGCACCUCGGGGCUCCGGGGACUUGAAUGUAGAGUUUGUAGCAAAGUGGGCACCUUUGUAGCCCAUGGCAUUUGACGAGAGAGGGAGAAGACAGUUCUGGCGAGUCCAGGCCCUGCAUGUUUCAAGAACGUCCCCCUUUAGGAGAGUGAGCGCCGACCCCCGUCCUGAGCUGAGACCCAGCACUGCAGCUCUGCCUGGCAGAGCGCAGUGCGUCCACACACAAUUGGUGUCACUUCUUUUCUGUUACCCACCCCCCACACACCUUCUGUUUCUGCUUCCUAUUUAAAAAUUUUUUAAACAAAAAAUAAACAAUCAAACCUGAAACAGACAGCUGUACUGAGCUGAGCUAUGUCUGACCUGCUGGGAGUGGGCACCCUUCGAGGAGUUGAGUUGACCAGCGUAGCCGAGGCUGUUUUGUCUUUGUGCCUUUAUUUUCCUCCUUCUCCUUGCCCUCCCGCUCCCCUCCCCUCCCUGUUAGAGUAGCAUCGUGAAGGCUGGACUUGUCUGGAAAACUGAACUCCACGAAGGAGCCCCAGGGAGAGAUUGAGGGAGAGAUUCCCCAACCCGUGGUGUUCCUCACGAUAACAAAACAACAGCAGAUGCUGGCUGUCUGUGUCCUCGUAUCACUAUCCCUAAUACUUGUCCAUGAUAGCUUUGAUUCUGCAAGUAAAAGUACUCCAUGUGUUGUGAUUGGUGCUUUCAUCUAUCUGUGAUAAUUUUUGAGUGAAUACUGCAUGAAAAUGUCCCCAUGUUACAUCCAUUCAGAAGUUUCGUUGUUUUGCUAUGAAGCUGGGAAAAGACACUAGGAGGAAGCCAACCUCACUCUUUGGAAACAGGACUUCAGGGCCUUAGCCACGCCUAGAAUGCUUCCAAGCUGAUAGCAGGGGAACUGCCUGUUGGGCAUAUCUUCCACAAUCCAAAGCAUUUUAGUUUAUCCAGGGCGGCACAGGUCCCCCCAGCAGGAGCACUGAGGAUUCACUGCGAGCUGGGAAAUGCUAGUGCAUAGAUCAUGCAGAGGUGCCCUGUUGAGUAAAGCACGGGCAUUCUAGAUUGGCACAGUGUUUCCCACGUGCAUGGUCUUAGGAACUCAAGGCCCUCCUUUGUGCAAGGAGCAGGACAAAUAAACCCACAGUUCCAGGGUAGGUGAGCUGUGCUGAGAACCCAGCUGUUAGCCCACCAGGGAGAAGGAUCCCACACAGUCCACCUCCGGGUGGCAGGUGCAGCCCCUGCUGACAGCUACACCACCACAGCAGGUUCUGCCUCUUUCCUUUGUAGUUGUUCCAAGUAGAUUAUUCUCAUUUUCACUCACCUGAGUUCCCUAAAACAAUCUUUUGAGUCUUUGGUGUCCGCCUUGUUCAUUACAAUCUCUCGGGCUUUCUUUACAACUCCCAUGUACCUAGAGCUGUCUUCUCAAAACAUGGGCUUGCCAUUUUGUUUUUUUUUUUUUUUUUUUCCUGCACCUGGAGCCUCCAGCAGCAUCAAGCUGAAGGCCCGUUACUGUGGUUAGCUCCCAGAUAGCUGUUCUCUUCCUUUUCCAUUCUCUUCCUUCUGUUUUGUUGUUGUUUUUUCAUUCUUACUAAUAUGAAGAGGAGGUGGAAGACCGUGUCUAGUCCAAGAGCAGACUUGCUAAAUAUUUCCUGUCGCAGAGCUUCUUUGCUGGUGAAAGAAUAAAUCCAUUCAAUUCAAGCUCCAGUCUGCCAUGAGGGAGGAGAGACUGGAACGUCUGUGAGGUGUCUCAGUGUGAUUCCACCACCAGCGUUUCUAGUCUCCUGAUCAGAUCUUGGGAUUCAGUGUCAGGAGAGGCUUAAGGAAGCUUGGGUUGGAACAGUGCCAGCUGGGUGUCUGUCCACCCACAGUGCUGUGCACUUAACUCAGUCCUGCCAGGGAGCCAGCGCCAACCGUGUCACUUUUUUUAAAGGAAUCAGAACAUGGGUGGAACAUAGGGUCCUAUAGAAACAAUGAUAACUUAGGGCAGUUUUGAAAGUGGUGAAGGACUCAUGGAUUUCACAGUCUAUGUUGUGCCUUUUCUCCAGAAGGACCAUUUGUUUCCAUGUAAUUCCACAGCUUUGGAGCAACUAAAAUGCUUAGGAAACAUCAGAAUAGGGCCUGGCCAUUAAAUGCUAAGGUGUUUCUGUCCUGCGUACAUGUGUAUGUAAAAGGAGAGAAAAGACCAGAAAAACAGAAACCACCCAGUCCUGCUGAGUUUCAGUUUAAGGAAAAGAUCUUGUAUUUGUCAUAAUUUCAUGUCUUACAGUCUAGAUAAAUAACCACAAAAUCUGCAUAUAAGUUUUGGCUUCUUGGUUUUUAUACUUAUUAAGGGGAAAAAGUCUUUUGUCUACCAGUGCCUCUAAAAAAAAGUUCAAUUCCCUUAAAAAUUCAACAGUCUUUUCACCAGCAUUAGGGUUUCGUAAGUGAUAACUAAUAGGAAAAUUCAACAUGAUGAUUUAAAGCCCUAACUUCUAUAUAUAUCUAUACAUUGGGUAGUAGUGAAAAAUUGCCAUGACAUUAGUUAAUGAAUAGUAAGUUUCAUAUUUGAAAUCAAGCAUUAUGAAGGAAAAAAUGCAUCACUCAAUAUUAAAAUUUGUCUUCAAUAAUACAAAUUCUCUCUUCUUUAAAAUUUGAAACCAAAUAUUUUCCCAUUGGAAUCAGAUGUAAAUAAUUAAGUACUCUGAUUUUGCUAACAAUAUUUUAAAUAGAACAUCUACCAAAGAAAAACUAAAUAGUCAAAAUCAUCUCUCCAUACAUUCAUGCCUCGGUAAGGAAUUUUGAGAAAACCAAGUAUGCUGUGGUAGGGGACUUUUAUACUUUCUUUCUUAAUAUUUGCUUCUAGCUGCUCCUGGUGAUGAAUUGUUACAUCUGCAUUCAUGUUUUGCAGCCCAAGAAUUGUUCACCCUUCUCCUAUACAGAAACCUGCGCAAUGUGUCUUUCAAAGAAGGAAAUACAGAAAUGUUAAAGCAGGAAAACCUGAAUGUGAUGUGCACAUUUUCAUUCCAUAUGGACAAUGUAUUUGUUUUAAUAAAUGGAAUUUUCCAGUUCA
Molecule: messenger RNA, 3702 nt
Organism: Ochotona curzoniae (black-lipped pika)
Lineage: Eukaryota; Metazoa; Chordata; Mammalia; Lagomorpha; Ochotonidae
Gene: GNG2
Product: G protein subunit gamma 2
Exons: 3
Coding region: 431-646 (71 amino acids)
Biological process (GO): G protein-coupled receptor signaling pathway
Cellular component (GO): heterotrimeric G-protein complex
Molecular function (GO): G-protein beta-subunit binding
Source: RefSeq, a predicted model, not a curated record